GCGUGAAUAAGAAACAAAAGUAACGCACAUUCAUUUUCAGUAUCAUUAAUGCCCAGCAUGCGGCGCCAACGGAGCUAGCAAUGCUACGACAUUUUGUUGACGGAAGUUGGCGUUCAUAGAAGAAGAAAUGAGCAACGAUGGUGAGAUUGAAAUCGAGGUAUUUACUCUGUGAGAUAAACGUGACGGACAGGAACGGUUUGUUGCUCCUGAAUGACCGAGCUAUCGCCGAGGCGGUGAAAGAAGCGGUGGCCCGAAUACACGGCGACUAUGGGGCGGCCAUGUGCAGCAUAAGAUUCUCUGUGAAAUACCUGAAUACUCAAACAGGAAUGGCACUCCUGCGUUUCCCUAAAAUGAGCUACAAACUGCUGUGGUCUGCAUUACCUUUUAUCACCAGCAUUGAGACCCGCUGGCAGAAAAUCCCAUGUUUUCUGAACUGUCUGCACGUAGGAGGAACAAUCAGAACUUGUCAGAAGUUUCUGGUACGUUACAACACACGGCAGCUCCAUCGAAUGCUCCCGAAUUGUAAAAAUGAAGAAGAAAAGAAACAGAUUCGCAAAGCUAUUUUAAGUUGUUCAAUGGUACAAGGAGAAGAUGAACCAGAUGAUGAUGAUGGUGAUGAAGAUGAAGCAUAACCUGACAAGUCCAACCCUCCCAUCAAUCUUAUGAGUUUCGUUUAUUUGUAACCUGUUUUGUGCUAUAGUUUUUUUGUAUAAUAAAAUGGAAAAAAAUUUGA
Molecule: messenger RNA, 733 nt
Organism: Syngnathus typhle (broad-nosed pipefish)
Lineage: Eukaryota; Metazoa; Chordata; Actinopteri; Syngnathiformes; Syngnathidae
Gene: pop5
Product: POP5 homolog, ribonuclease P/MRP subunit
Exons: 5
Coding region: 138-632 (164 amino acids)
Biological process (GO): tRNA 5'-leader removal
Cellular component (GO): ribonuclease P complex
Molecular function (GO): ribonuclease P RNA binding
Source: RefSeq, a predicted model, not a curated record